AUGUUUUGGUAUUGCUGUGAUUCUUUAAAAUUUGGAUCUGCUAAACGCGAAAUUAAACAAAUAAUAAAAAGCAAUUCAAUAGAAAAUGAUGAACGGUUUGCAAGCAUUUUUACUUACAAUUCAGAAAGGAAUUAUGGAGGGAAUCGGUAUAAUACUGCUUUUGAUUGGGGAGGCAACAAUCAAUUUUCUCAACUUCCAACAACCUUGGAAGAACAAUUUCCAAACAACCAAAAUGUUUCUAAUAAAAUUGGAGAAUUUAUUUGUACAAUGCUUUCUUUACUCUUUUUUAUAAUUACCUUGCCAUUUUCUCUGUUUUUUACUUUAAAGUUUAUCAAUCCAUUCCAAAAAGCUGUUGUAAUGCGACUUGGAAAAUGUCAAAAUAAAGUUUAUGGGCAAGGAAUGAUUUUACUUUUGCCCUUUAUUGAUGAAGUAACGAUUGUUGAUUUGAGGGUCUCCACCAUAGAAUUGCCAACAAUUUAUUUGUUUACCACAGACCGUGGAAUAGUUGAAUUAUCUUGUGUUGUGCUUAUUCAAAUUAUUGACCCAAUUAUUGCUUGUUGUACUGUCCAAAAUAUUAAACAGGUUUUUUUGAAAAAAUCUUUUUUAAUAAAAAAAUUUUUUCCGAUGUUAAAUUUGCUCGUCUACACAGCAUUACAUAGACAUUUGGGAAAACGCAUGUUGAGCGAUAUUACAAAUCCGAAUUGUCUUGCAAAACAUGUGGCUAGUUGUAAGAUGUAUUUCCCUUUCCGGAAAUGUAUAUUUUUUUCCUCACAGAAUGAACUGGACCAAUUUAUUCACAAAUAUGGGGUCAAAAUUGAUGCAAUAAACAUCACAAAAAUUAAUGUAAUUAAACUUGGAGAGAACGGGGCAGUCUCAAUUUUUAAAACUUUAAUUCGUUCUGAUGUUGGUAAACAAUUUUUGGAUGUUUUUGGAUGCCCUGUUAAUAAUUUAAAUAAUUUUAUGAGCGAAAAUGGAGAAGGAAAAAAUAAAGAGAAGAAUUUAAUAAAAUUGUCAAAUGAGGAAUCCAAGAAAAUAGCUGAUACCUUCUCUACAGCUUCAACUGAAAAACAAAAUUCCCCUUCAAUUCUAAAUUCAAUAUCUGAAGAAAAAAUUGUUGUAGAAGAAGAAGAUAAUGAUGAAUUGGAUCAUCUCCUUCAACGUAUCCGCCUCGUAUUAUUUCAAAAUUGUGGUGGAGGGAAUUUAUUGAAACGAGUAAAUAAAUGCUUUCGUGUAAAAUGUACUGAUUGCUUGAAUAAUAAUGAAUUUGAUAUUGAUUUGAGGGAAUCUAGUGGAGGAUGGUGUGGGUGGACAUGGCAGAGAGAAGGAGGUUUUUUUUUAGUUUUUUUAAAUUUUGUUUUGGAUUUUUUCUUUUAUGGUUCCUAAAAUCCGCGAAUUUCGUCCGCAAGUCAUUCUAUUUUUUUUUCUUUCAGUAAUACCACCCCCAACCUUCGAUAUUCUUUCAAAUCCUUCAUUUGUGUCAGUUAUUUAGGGUAAAUUUAUUUAGGGUUCGUUAACCCCAAAGCCAAUUUAUUGGGGUUCGUUCCUCCUUAAAGUCCGCAAAUUUUGUCUGCAAGUCAUUUUAUCCUUUUCUUUCAGUAAUAUCACCCCCAACCUUCGAUAUUCUCUCUACAUUCUUCAAUUCCAACUUUUUUCAAAACCUCCGUUUUCCUCCGUU
Meloidogyne enterolobii is the source of this 1675-nucleotide messenger RNA. NCBI's taxonomy places the organism in Eukaryota, Metazoa, Nematoda, Chromadorea, Rhabditida, Meloidogynidae. The record is from the annotation of a GenBank genome assembly.